AUGUUUCUGCUCCCUGUGGCGUGGGGCUGCCCAGAGAAGUGCCACUGUCACUCCAAGGCCGUGGACUGCAGCCAGCAGGGUCUGGCUGAAAUCCCUUCCGGUUUGCCUCCUCACACGCGAACACUGCACUUACAAGAUAACCGGAUCCGCCAGCUUCCUGCGUUUGCAUUUAGGUCAGUGCCGCGGCUCCUGACCUUGAACUUGUCCAACAAUUCCCUUUCCACCCUGGCCCCCGGAGCUUUCCACGGGCUUCAGCACUUGCACACUUUAAACCUCACCCAGAACUCCCUGUAUUCCCUGGAAAAGGGACUUUUCCAUUCCCUCCCGAGACUGAGGGAGCUGGACUUGUCAUGGAACAACAUAAGCCAUCUUCCUGUGUCUCUCGGGGAGCCCUGGGGGAAUCUGACUGUACUUGCAGUGCAACAAAACCAGCUCCAGCAGCUAGAUCCAGCCCUGCUGGAGUGCAUGCCUGGCACGAGCCUCCUGCUGCUCCAGGGCAACCUUUGGAAAUGCAAUUGCCAUCUGCUGGGUCUUAAGCUCUGGCUGGAGAGAUUUAUCUACAAAGGGGGAAGAACGGAUGGCGUCACUUGUGUGUCACCGGACACCUGGAAGGGAAAGGACCUCCUCACCAUCCCUCACGACCUGUACCUGCCGUGCCCUUCUCCCUGGGAUCCGCCCGCCUCACAGUCUCAGCCGCCACACCCUGCCCAUGGUGCUGCCCUGGGGCCACCAGAGGGUGGCCCUGCGGGGGGGCAGACCCACCUGGAGUGUGAGCUCAAGCCCAAGUUGAGGCCGACCAACCUGCGGCACGCCCUGGCCACCGUCGUCAUCACCGGGAUCGUGUGUGGGAUCGUAAGUCUCAUGAUGCUGGUGGCCACCAUCUACGGCUGUACCUACGCGGCUCUUUCUGCCCAGUGUCAGGAAAGCCCCUUGCCUCCGGCCGGCCGGCCAGGAAAGACGGAGAUGGGAGGAGGGGAGCUCCUUGACAGCUCACCGGUCUGA
Echinops telfairi (small Madagascar hedgehog) is the source of this 1002-nucleotide messenger RNA. It is a transcript of the gene LRTM1, whose product is annotated as leucine rich repeats and transmembrane domains 1. Gene Ontology annotation, molecular function: protein binding. The transcript is spliced from 2 exons. The coding region runs from base 1 to 1002 and encodes 333 amino acids. The record is from RefSeq and is a predicted model, not a curated record. NCBI's taxonomy places the organism in Eukaryota, Metazoa, Chordata, Mammalia, Afrosoricida, Tenrecidae. Gene Ontology annotation, cellular component: extracellular matrix.